GUCGUAAAAUGGAGGGAACAAGUGGCUGGGAAAGCUUAGCAGCAGCUCUAUCCAACUACAAAUUAGGAAGAACACUUGGUUUUGGAGCAUUUGGCAUAGUUAAAGAAGGCCGACAUAAAUUUAGUGGGAUCAAAGUUGCUAUCAAAAUCCUUGAACGUCAUUUUAUAAAUGAUUUAGAUGACGAGAAAGUGAAACGAGAGAUAAAUAUAAUGCGGCUCCUUUCACAUCCACAUAUUGUUCGCCUUUAUGAGGUCAUAGAGACUCGUCCAGCCAUAUUUGUAAUUAUGGAGUAUAUGGAUUCAGGUGAACUAUUUUAUCAUAUUACUGAAAAAGGUAGACUUGAGGAAGCUGAGGCUCUCCAUUUCAUUCAGCAGAUUAUUUCAGGUGUUGAAAGUUGCCACCUUCACAAGGUGGUUCACCGAGAUAUUAAGCCAGAGAAUCUACUUCUUGACUCAAAGGGCAAUGUCAAAGUUGCUGAUUUUGGACUAGCUAAUAUUAUGCGAGAUGGCCACUUUCAUCAGACUAGCUGUGGAAGCCAUAAUUAUGCUGCUCCAGAGGUUAUCUCGGGAAGCCUUUAUGCUGGUCCUGAAAUUGAUAUUUGGAGCUGUGGGGUUGUUUUAUAUGCUCUUUUAUCUGGAACGCUUCCUUUUGAUGAUGGAAUUGUGUCCGUUUUACAUUCAAAGAUAAAGAGUGGAAUAUUUGCAUGCCCAAGUUACUUGUCUCUUGGAGCACGUGAUUUAAUUAAGCGUAUGCUCAUCGUUGAUCAAGUUAAACGUAUAUCUAUUCCUGAAAUAUACAAGCACCCAUGGUUUCAAAUAGAUCUUCCAAAGUACAUUGCUGUCAACUUGGUCAAUACUCCAUGGUGUGAAAAAGAGAUUGACAUUCCAGUUCUAGAAGAGAUGGGUGUCUUAGGCUUUAAUGUUCAAGAAGUGAUUGCAUCGUUGAAUAAGUCGUUGCAGAAUCAGGCAACAGUUACAUAUUCUAUGUUGUUGACUAGGAGCUUAAAUAGCCAUGGUUAUGACAACGACAAUCUUCAAGAAUCUUUGUCACCCAAAAGUAUGGAGCGUCGCGAAGUUUAUGUAAGGCCAAUUCCUCCUGUUCAUGGCAACUGGGUGCUGGGAUUCAAGUCUAGUGCAUCUCCACAUGAAACUAUGAGACAUGUUUUUGCCCUCCUUAAGUUCUUAAAUGUAAGGUGGAAGAAGAUCGGAUCCUACAACAUAAAAUGUAUGUGGAAACCAGCAGUUAGAAGCUAUACCGUUCCUAUGCGUGUCCAUAAACUUACUCUAAGAGAAGACACCACUUGGAAUGCACCGAUCAAGAGUUCGCUUAAGGAAAAAUUCAGCUUGUAUGAAGAUGUCAAGUUUGAAAUUCAGCUAUACAGAGCCAAUGCAGAUUCGUAUGUUUUAGAUUGGCAAAGAGUUUCUGGGACUCCUUUUCUUUUCAUGGAGCUUUGUGCUAGAUUUCAUGCUUGUGUAAUCGCAUAACUAUUGAGCCAUUGUCAUGUUUUUGUACUUCUGAAUGACAACUUUCAUUAUAA
Messenger RNA from Erigeron canadensis, 1537 nucleotides. RefSeq names its product SNF1-related protein kinase catalytic subunit alpha KIN10-like. Gene Ontology annotation, biological process: protein phosphorylation; intracellular signal transduction. The coding region runs from base 9 to 1484 and encodes 491 amino acids. The record is from RefSeq and is a predicted model, not a curated record. Gene Ontology annotation, cellular component: cytoplasm. The transcript has 10 exons. NCBI's taxonomy places the organism in Eukaryota, Viridiplantae, Streptophyta, Magnoliopsida, Asterales, Asteraceae. Gene Ontology annotation, molecular function: protein serine/threonine kinase activity; ATP binding.